Folsomia candida is the source of this 2558-nucleotide messenger RNA. RefSeq names its product macrophage colony-stimulating factor 1 receptor 1. Lineage: Eukaryota; Metazoa; Arthropoda; Collembola; Entomobryomorpha; Isotomidae. Gene Ontology annotation, molecular function: transmembrane receptor protein tyrosine kinase activity; ATP binding. The record is from RefSeq and is a predicted model, not a curated record. The transcript has 15 exons. The coding region runs from base 108 to 2471 and encodes 787 amino acids. Gene Ontology annotation, biological process: positive regulation of kinase activity; multicellular organism development; protein phosphorylation. Gene Ontology annotation, cellular component: signaling receptor complex.
CCAAGGUUGCCUCAAGUUUAUGUAGUUGAUGAUGAUUGCGCUGAUAAUGAACUGAUACAUAUUUGCAAUUAGCAGGAAUCAUACAAUAUCAGUUCAUUGAUUGGUUGAUGACGACGACGGAAUAUGACAGCAAAAAGAGUCAAGUAUUUCCCAUCAGGACUUUUCAGAUAUCGACGAUAACUGACAUUUUCACAACGCAGAGGGCCCAUCAUUUUAUUUAUUUAAGCGUCAACAAAGCCAAGUUGAGCAGCAAGGGAGACAUUAGUAUUGCAUACAUAAUUAUUUACAAUAUUAUGGCACAGCUUAUAACCAAAACCUUUUAUCUUGGUAAUUUUAGUUCUAUUAUUUUUAGUCUGUUAGUAAUUCAAAGUUGCAAUGCAAAUAUAAAUGCAAGAAACGUAAAUUGGGGGAUACAAAUAGACAGCAUCAAAAGUACAGGAUUCUCGUUCGUUGAAAAAAGACUAAACGCUCCCGUUGGUUCACUUAUUGCGAGGUAUCCAGUUCUAGGAGUCAGUUCAGUAGAGUUGGUGGACGAAUCAGUCAGAAGUGUCAACAGCUUUGUUAAAGUCAAUCUCACUAAUUCAAACUUUCUCGAGUUUACCCUUGCGCGACCACUUUCUGAGUUUAGAGAAGAAAACUGGGCAGCUAGCAUUGAGGUCUCGUAUCGGAUAUAUUGUUCAUCGGCUGGUGUCGAAGCAUCAUUAUCGUCAUUAACUUACACUUUCAUGGUCAUUAUCCUCGAUGGCAACUCGUAUCCUCCUCAAUUUAGCCUGGACAACAUUUAUGAGAUUAAUGUAACACUUCCGUGGUCCGACUCAAAGUUAAAUAAGGAGCCUUUUAUCAUCACUGAUAGAGACAUAAAUUUCGAAUAUGCCAACAUUACUGCAACGUGCAUUGAGCAUGAAAAUUACGCCUCGUGUGACAAUUUCAACUUUGUACUGAACGAGCCAGCCAUGACGGAUGGAUAUGUGCACUAUGUGGACUUGUACUUUUCUGAAAAUAGUACAAUCAACAGUAAUCUCGAUGGGGUCGAAGUGGGGAGCAUAUUUUUAGUCGGGAUUAUGGCAAAUGAUUCUAUCCAUUAUGCGGAAAAAGUAAUUACCAUCACGGUGACAAAAAUUUUGCAAGGAAAGGCAGGAUUAGAUGGAGAAUCGUCGUCUAAAUUUCCUGUUGGACCAGUCGCUGGUGCUGGUACUGGAAUUGCCUUGUUAUUAGGACUUGGAUUUGCUUACACCAUGUGGAAAAAUCGCCAAACUAAAAAUAUUCUAAGGAAAUUAACCGAAACGGAAAUUCGAGAGUUUUUGGAUGGAACUACAGGAUUUGGAGUUGGAAUUCCAAAAAGAUCGGUGGACUGCAAUACUCCAAUCCUGGCACUCCCUUACAACAAGGCGUUUGAAAUUCCCAGGGAUUUAUUGCGUAUUGACGAAACCACAGUACUUGGCAGCGGAUUCUUUGGAAUCGUGAUGAAAGGGAGCGUGCUGAAUGAAAGGAGCGGAGAAAGUGUAACGGUGGCGGUGAAAGCCGUUAAACGAAACGUUGGCGUGCUUUAUUUUAAAGCACUCUUAAGCGAGCUAAAGAUAAUGGCCUUCAUUGGAAAACAUAACAAUAUUGUAAGCUUAGUCGGCGCAUGCACGCAUAGCAUUCGAAAAAGAGAAGUGUUUAUUGCUGUAGAGUUUUGCGCACUUGGAAAUUUGCACAAUUACCUGAGAUCUUACCGCACAAGCUUUGUUAAUCUUAUCAAGGAUGGUAAAUUGUGUGCCUUCAGUGGAAAUUAUGCUUACAACCGGAAAGGAUCAUACACUAAGCAAAUUACUACCCUAGAGUUGAUUAAAUGGUCGACACAAAUUGCUAACGGGUUGGACUAUUUGAGCAGUGUCGGGGUAAUUCAUGGUGAUCUUGCAACGAGGAAUAUUCUUCUAGACGAAAAGAUGGUAGCAAAAAUUGCAGAUUUCGGGUUAUCUCGACGUCUCAUUGAUGUGUCCAGUUACUACUACACGAAACAAUCACAGGCUCCUCUCCCGUGGAAAUGGAUGGCUAUCGAGUCGCUAAAGGAUAUGAAGUUUUCGGUUAAGUCUGAUAUUUGGUCGAUGGGUAUUGUAUUUUGGGAGAUUUUCAGUUUAGGUCAAACACCUUACCCCGGACUAAACUGGGAAGAGACAUUUGUAGACAGACUCGAGAAAGGUUUGAGACCUCCACAGCCGCAAUAUUCGACAGACGAAUUGUAUGAAGUAAUGAGAGACUGCUGGACGGAAGAUCCUCACCAUCGACCUGCCAUUUUUGACAUCAAACGAAUACUGGAAGCUAUGGCCAACGCUUUGUUAAAUCAGGGUUCCGGAGGUGGAUAUGUACGGGUCAUCGGUGACGAUAAAACCUUAUACAUCGGCGACUCUGAGAUAACCGCGCCACGCGUUAAUGACAUGAAGGACGAGGGGAACUACGUGUACGGGAAGCUCAAUCAGGCUGAUUGCUGAGAAUAUUUACAAUAAUGAUUCGACAUAAUUUAUCACUUUAAAAUCAAAACAAUGUUGGCCAUAAACUUGAAUAUUUGUUAAAGGUUA